Molecule: messenger RNA, 4333 nt
Organism: Syngnathoides biaculeatus (alligator pipefish)
Lineage: Eukaryota; Metazoa; Chordata; Actinopteri; Syngnathiformes; Syngnathidae
Gene: tfr1b
Product: transferrin receptor 1b
Exons: 19
Coding region: 151-2421 (756 amino acids)
Biological process (GO): iron ion transport; intracellular iron ion homeostasis
Cellular component (GO): external side of plasma membrane
Source: RefSeq, a predicted model, not a curated record
GUGGGCGUAACCGUGACGUAGAAGGAAGCGCGAUCGCGGCCUUCCUCGCUAGCUCGUACAAAGCAGGCGCCCCGCAGGUUGCGGAACGCAUUUCUCCUUUGUCAAGCUGUCAAGGUGGUGGUGAGACUGAGGAGUUUCUCAAGACUCAAAAUGGAUCAAGUGAAGGCCACGGUGGACAACAUGAUCAAAAGCAUCCAGUACAGCAGGUUCACCCUGCAGCGCGACGACGAGUCCGACCGCCACGUGGAGAUGAAGCUCUCCGACGACGACGGCGGCGAGCACGUCGAGGCCGGGCACGGGGACGGCUCUCCCAGCUUCCGGCCGGCGCCUCGCGGCGGCGGCAAGCGCGUCCUCUGCCUGCUGGCGUUGGGCGUCGUGGUCGUCUUUGCCAUCGGCUGCUUACUGGGCUCCCUGAUCUCAAAGAAUUCCGGCACGGCGGCCGUCGGCUGCUCGACUCAGUCGACGCCGACGGGGGUUGCGGCCGAACAAGAGAAACAGAAAUUGGACCGGGACCAGGGACAAGACGACGACGAGGAGAUUCCGCACGACCGAGCCCCGCUCAGCUGGAAUGAGAUCGGCAAGCUCCUCGACGACAAACUCACCGGCCAAGCUUUCGACGCGCGUCUCAAGACGUUCGACGUGCCGACGCGCUCCGCGGGCGGCGAGGGCGACGUCCGACUGGCCAACGCCAUCGUGGACGAGUUCAAGGCGCUCGCCAUGGAGGGCUGGACCGACGUCCACUACGUCCAGCUGCAGAAGCCCGACAGCAAGCGUCCCAACGUCGUGACUUUCGGCGCCGACGUCUUCAAGCCCGACGGUUAUCUGGCGUACAGCGCCACCGGCAAAGUCGAGGGCAAGCUGGUGUACGCCGCCUACGGCCGUCGCGAGGAUUUCGACGCCGUCCGGAAGAACGACGUGAAGGUGAACGGCAGCGUGUUGCUGUUGAGAGCGGGAAACCUCAGCUUUGCCCAACAGGUGGCCAACGCCGAGGCCCUCGGAGCCUCGGCCGUGCUCGUCUACCCCGACCCGGCAGAUUACAGCUUCCUGGCCGACACGGCGCUUUACGGCCACGUUCACCUGGGCUCAGGCGACCCGUACACCCCGGGGUUCCCGUCUUUCAACCACACCCAGUUCCCGCCGACCCGCUCGUCCGCCCUCCCCGGCAUCCUGGCCCAAACCGUCACGUUCAACACGGCCAAAAUCCUCCUGGAGAGGAUCGGCGGCCCGGGCAAGAUGGGAGGUGUGGAGAACGUCACCGUGGAAGUCAACAACGCGCUGGUCAAUACGGAGAUCCACAACGUGUUCGGCGUCCUUGAAGGAUUCGUCGAUUCCGACGAGUACGUGGUCCUGGGAGCGCAGAGGGACGCGUGGGGCGAAGGCUACGCCCGGGCUGCCGUCGGUUGCUCGGUUCUGAUGGAGCUGGCCAAGGCCUUUAAAGACUUGGUGGAGAGAGACGGUGUUCGGCCCAGAAGGAGCUUGGUGUUUGCGAGCUGGGGUGCCGGAGAAUACGGAAGCGUCGGAGCGACGGAAUUUCUGGAGGGUUAUCUGACCUCCAUCAACAGAAAGCUGAUCUCCUACAUAAGCCUGGACGGCUUGGUCAUGGGUCGCGGUGGAUUCGUGGCGUCGGCGAGCCCGCUGCUCUACAGCCUGCUGGAGAACACGAUGAAGCAGGUGAAGAGUCCGCUCGGUACCGGCAGCGUGUACGAUAUGGCGGGAAAGAGUAAAUGGGAGGCCAACGUCUUGAGGCCAAUGUCCACGGACGACCCCGCGUAUCCCUUCCUGGCCGUCGCCGGCGUUCCGGCCAUCUCCUUCCACUUCAUCUCUCCCAAGGUGGAGACCUACGCCUACUACGGCACCUGCAUGGACACCGCGGACCACCUCAACUACAACACGGCCCACAUGACGGGCGAGACGGCGGCGCAGGCGGCGCAGCUGGCGGGCCGCUUGGCCCUCCGCCUGGUGCACGACCACCUCCUCAAUCUGGACGUCAGAAAGUACCGUAACGUCCUCGGCAAAGCAGUCUACCGGGUCUACAAGAACAUCCAACAGCUUGUCCGGAGCGGCGAGCUGAAGGACGUGGACCCCAACUGGCUGAGCAGCGCGUCCGGCUCGUUUUCGAGAGCGACGGCUAACCUGAACGCGCUCAUCUUGAACAGCGACUUGAGCGACGAGAGACUCUGUCGCCGCAUCAACGAGAAGCUCAUGAGCGUGGAGAGCAACUUCCUGUCGCCGUACGUGUCCCCCGCGGACGCCCCCUUCCGCCACCUCCUGCUGGGCCGAGGCAGGCACACGAUGGCGUCCCUCGCCGAGACCCGAGACCCCCGGGAGCUCCGCACCCAGCUGGCGUUGGCCACCUGGAACAUCAAAAUGUGCGCCAACGCCUUGGUCGGCGACAUCUGGAAAAACGACAAUCAAAUCUAGAGUUUGCGUGAGUGAGUUGGAAACGCCAGGAAAGUCGAUUCAAUUUUCGGGGGGGGGGGGGGUAGUCUCAUAAAAGCUGUCAAUCACAGCUCUUAGUCCCGCCUUUUAAAGGAACAACUUGUACUUGACACUCCCAAAUUGUGAAGGAAAUGCAAUUUGUUUUUUUGUUUUGCUUUUGGGGCGGCAGAUCCGGCUCGAGAUCCCCGUCCACCUUAAAUCUACUGACAUGCGCCCCCCCCCCCCCCUCCCCUUAUCAUCCAAAUACUGAGGACCUAUUUAUACUUUUUUUUUCUUUUCUUUUUUUUUUUUAUAUUAUCGGAAGCAGUGACUUCCAUAAUUAUGACGGUUAUACCGUCUCAUCGGACGGCAGCAUCUGCUACGUUAACCCACUCGAAACUCAACUGUUGCUGCUGACGAACACAACAAAAAAGAAAUCUUGAAAACGUAAAAAGCCACAAAUUAAAACAAAAACUGGCGUACACAAAGUGAAGCAGCUGACUCGAAAAUUCAAAAAAAAAAAAAAAAUUACUAUAAUUUAAAGCAGCCAAAACUCUCAAAUUACAAAAUAAAGAUUAUGAAUUUAGUCCCAAAAAAAGAAACUUAUACAGAGCAGACAAUUCUUAAAAAGACUACAAAUUACUACAAAAAAAGGCCAUGAAAUGGACAAAAUUCAUAAAGGAAAAAAAAAUGGAGCAUACAUUCUGUAGCUUUACAAACAAGGCCAAUAAAUGAAGUAAAGCAGAAAAAAUGGGCGAAUUGGCGAGCAAUUUUUUGGCCGUAACGUAAGUCUCCUUUCGGGGCAGUUGGUGCGAGUUAUCGGGGGCAGUGACUCCCAUAAUCAUGAAACCCAUUAUCGGGGGCAGUGUCUCCCAUAAUGACAAGUGACGGUAGUUUUUACCUACCAGUGAAUGCGCGAAUGAAUGGAUGGAUGCGCUUUGUCUUUGUCUAUUUUUUUUUUUUUUUUUUUGCAUGUGUAUUUAUCGGGAGCAGUGCCUCUCAUAUUUCACUCCAGGGUGGAACGACUUGUCGGGAACAGUGUUUCCCAGAGUUUUAUAAUGUAUUUAUUGUGGAUUAUUAUUUUUUUUUUCUUUGCUUUGCGGUAGCGCUGUCGAGCCGCAUUGCCUUCCUUGCGCUACGCAUUUUCUCCUCGCCUGCCAGGAAUGGGUGUCACGGAAGUCAAUUAGCGACAGCGGAAUUUGAAUUUGGAAUGUCAAGUGAUGAAAUUUUUAAUAGUUGAUUCAAUUCGCUGUCUGGAAUUCAAUGUCUGCGCCACCAGGCAGGGUUACCCCAAGUCAGAACCGAGCACCCGGCCAAUCGCAGUUACGCUUUCUUAGUCAGGUGACGUCACAUACUAAGAAAACGUAACUGGAUUGGUUGGCUGUAAGCGGCUAUUGGAAAUGUGAUCACUUUGCAUUUCAAAUUUAAAAUGCUGUUGGCACUAAUUUACUUCAAUGAGCGUCUGAUCUUUCAUGCUUGCAGCCAAAAACAAAGCAUUUAUGUUCAAAUCCAAUGUUCCUCUUGGGUUUCUGUCAAUAUAUCUGUUGAGUAGAAAAAAAAAAAAAAUCAUGUUUAAGCUCUCUUUUUUUUCUUUUUUUUUUUUCCCCUAUACUUGUGGUUAGCAAAAUGAGAGAAACAUUAUUCCCUGAUUUUUUUUUUCUUCUUUCCCAGAGCUUUUCACAUGAAUUCUUAGCUGUAUUGCAUAAAUAUUUUGUCUUGAGCAAAUAAUUUUUUGUUACGUAUGAGCAAGUUGUCUCGUUAAGCCAUCUUUUGAUUCACUCGAGCAACUUGAACUCAUUUGUUAGUUUUUGGGGGUUGUUGUGCACUAUCGGUUAAAAAAAAAGAAAAAAAAACUUGUUUCCAUGUUGAGCCAACAUCUAAGGAAUUAAAUAAAAUCCUGUGCUUUGCAUCCAGA